GGCACGUCGGUGUCUGUCAUAUGACUGUCAUUUCCUGGUAUCGUCGGUGGUAGCUGCAUCCAAACACCACUGACUGAGCGUCUCCGUCGGUUGUUUUCUCUCCAGUGGCUGACCCUGCAAACUACCCAGCCAUGAUAUCUCGCUGCCUUUUCUUUUUUGUGUUUGGAAUCGUGUUCCAGCUAUCACAUGGCAUUGAGUUCAAUGUCACAAAAGAUGGAAAGUUAUGCCUCUAUGCCGAUCUGAAGCUCACAUUCUCGGUCACCUAUGAAGAUCUUGACAACCAGACUCAGACAGCUGUGUUUGCUUUAACUGAUGACGCCGAUUCAACUAAAAGUACAUGUGAGCCCAUGCACUCAAUACUGAUGCUUAAUUUUGGAGCGGGUCACUCUUUUACUAUGAGCUUCUCCAAGAUUGGAGAAGGUUACGAGGCGGACGUAUUCUCCUUUACCUACAAUCUCGGCGACCCUGUCCACUUCCCUAACUCUAAAUCAAAAGACACUCCUACAGCAAUGGGGGUUCUUGACAUUAAAAACAUAGGCAUGGACACCUGCUACUCGUGCAAAAGUGAAGACCUGAUCGAAAGUGGUGAUGUCAACAUUACGCUGUGGGAUGUGCUUAUACAGGCUUUUAUCAGUGAUGGCAACAAGAGUUCUGAAAUAAGCUCCUGUCCUGCAGAUCAACCCGUCUCAAGUACAACUGCUGGUCCAAAUACCACUACUACCGCUGCCCCUAAUGCCACAACCACACUUGCCCCCAAUGCCACAACCACACUUGCCCCAAUACAACCACACUUGCCCCCAAUACAACACACUUGCCCCCAAUACAACCACACUUGCCCCCAAACAACCACACUUGCCCCCAACACAACCACACUUGCCCCCAACACAACCACACUUGCCCCCAACACAACAACUACGACUGUCCCUACUACCACCCCGGUACCCACUCUCCCUGUACCCAGUACUGGGAACUACAGCAUCAGGGCUGAUGAAAAUGGCACAGUCUGUCUGCUGGCCAACUUUGGUCUGCGCAUUGGUAUUAAGGGCGAGGAAAUGAAUUUGGAUCCCAAUAGGGCCAAUGUCUCUGGAUCAUGUGCUGUCAACAGCAGUGAGCUUAUUUUGGCAUCUAAAGAAAUGACUAUCAAGUUUACCUUUACCAAUGACACAAAGAAAUUCCGCCUGCAUGCCCUGAGCAUCAGUGUCAGCACGGGCUCUGGUAAUUUUUCUGCAGAGAACUCCAGCCUCAAUCUGUGGGAGACCUCCAUCGGCAGCUCCUACAUGUGUAACAAGGAGCAGACCUUCAACAUCACCGACGCACUCACCAUCUACACCUUCAGCCUGCAUGUGCAGCCCUUUGGAGUGAACAAAGGUGUUUUCAGUACAGCCCAUGAAUGUUCAGUGGACGACACCAGCAUCUUAGUCCCAAUCAUUGUUGGCUCUGCUCUGGCUGGCUUGAUUCUCAUUGUAGUGAUUGCUUACGUGAUUGGUCGAAGAAAGACUUACGUUGGAUAUCAGACUCUUUAAAUUCAUAUUGCAGUCGAUCUUGUGAUGUUAUGGGGGUUCCCAAGCCUGGUCCUUGGCCUUCAUGGUCACACAUUCAUGAGUUGGUCUAACACUAAAUCUACAGUUUUGUGAAAUGGCAUCAGUGUGGAGGGGGAAUCAAAAUUUACUGUCUGAUCAUUGAGGUUUAAAGUUUUGGUUAUUUCAUAAAGAUACAGGAAUUUCUCUCAAGGACCAGACUUGUCUACCCCCAAGUGUUUGUGGUGUCUGUUUUUUGUUUCCUCAUGUUGUUUUUGUUUCCCCUGAAUGUCUUUUCUGUUGUUGUGCUUUUUGUUAAUGGGCAAGUGCAAGAUCCAUCAAGCAUUUGUUUAAAUUGGAUAUCUGGUCAUUCAAAAGUCUACCAUUACCUUUUCAUAAACGAAUCCCCCUGAACGCUUUCCACAUUUCUAGCACAAGAUGUGACCAUGUAAUUGGUUUCUGUAGGAUCCUGCACUCGCUCAGCAGACAUUCCCCCCCCUUUUUGGUUUUGUCAUGAAAACACAUUUGUUUUGAUUUUUUUUUUCUUUUUUUUCUUUUUCUUUUUUUUUUACCCCAUUGAAAAUUUGAGGUUUUCAAUUGAUUGAUGUCACAGCAGCUUUUUUUUUUUUUUUUUUUUUUUUUCUCUUCUCCUUCCCUUGAAAGUUCAUUAACACAGAUGAAUGUCUGCUCCUUUUAAAAGGCUGUAGAUAAAUAUGCCUUAGUUCAUGUUCGCCCCUGUAGAGCAGGAGAAACAUCAGAUACUUGUCCUGGUUAUGUGGCUCCAGUCAUGUCAUUGAUCAUAUCAAGAGUAAAAGCACACAUGGCGCUAAUGACUUUAACAAAGGCUCACCGAUGGAUUAUAAAGACGCUCAGAGUGACAAACCUGUGUGUGAAGCCAUUGUUAGUCAUUACAUUUGCACAUGCUCUGUUCAGAUAAACUGAAAAUUGUGUGGGGUGGUUUUCUCUCUUCCUCCCCCUCCUAAGACAUUUUGGCAUUAUGUUUAGAAAAGGGAUCGUACUAUUGUGUAGAUAUUCACUUUCAGCACAGAUGAUUCUGAAAUGGGGAUACUUGCAUGUAAAUGCACUUAAACACUCUUUAUAUUUUUCUUCCGUUGACUCUGCUGUCACAUGAUCUCACCUGUGUAAAAUUCUGGGCUUUGGCCUGAGCUCUGUGGGUGGCUGCUGCUGGAUCAGUGGGUGUUAAAGCCCCUGAAAACUUUGGGUUCAGAGCUCUGCAUCUUUAGAUAUGUCACUGAACUGAGUAGGAAUGACAAAUGGUGCAGAAAUGGUUUGAUGUGUUGGGAAACUUGCAAUUCUCAUGCAUCUCUCUAGCUCACAACUUGACAUGUUCAUAUCAUGUUUGGUUAAUCUGUGCUACAACUCUUAACAAAGUCAGUCCAGUUUUCCAAAUGCCAAACUGUUUCUGUUAGGUUUCAGCUUACCUGUCUCUUUAAGACAUCCUCAGGCUGUAGUUUCAUCAGAUUAUUCUAAUAAAUGUGCAAGCAACCACACAACUGCCAGGAUAACUUUAAUUGGUGUGCUGAAAUUAGUGAUAACUUGACAUUAAAGAGGCUGAAAGUAGGUUUUCAGGACCUUUCAAAUCAGGGAGUUGGAGCAGAGUAGCACAGUUGUGUAUGGCAGGCCACAGAAUGUGUUCUUUGUAAUGACAGACAGGCUGUGACACAACAGUAGCUGUAUGUUAAUUCAAGCAGAGUGCUGUGUACUGUUUAUUGUUCCAGCUUGUCGCAGCCAGAAAUCAUUACUUUUUUUUUUUUUUUCCAAGAUGCUUGUGAAAUUUUGCUUUUCCCAGGUCACUGUAUAUGUGUAUAGUUAAUGGCACUUAAAUAAGAGCUUUGACUUUUGCUUGUGAUUGUUGCUGUUUGUAUUUCAGCUUUGUACAAGUUGCCUUAAUGAUGAAGAUGGGUUUUGCAGCAUUAAGAGUUUUAAUUAGACAACUGUCAAAUCAUCUAACAAGCUUUGCUCAGUAACUUUGUCCUGUGCAUUCAGUAACCCACUGCUUACUCGCGUGAUUUUUGGCUGCUUAAUUUCCCUCCACUCGUGGAGGAGAACGCACACACUUAAAGGGAAUCUGUGCUGCAAGACAAUCUGUGUGUUAUGUGGAUGCAACUGAUUUCCUCUGCAUUUUCUCAUGCUGUUAGCUAUAAUAAAUUGGAUUUCAAAUUGUGUCAGUGGAGCUUUUUAGUGUUUUCUACAGAAAUAAAAGAAUGUGCUGUUGA
Messenger RNA from Oreochromis niloticus (Nile tilapia), 3754 nucleotides. It is a transcript of the gene lamp2, whose product is annotated as lysosomal-associated membrane protein 2. Gene Ontology annotation, biological process: establishment of protein localization to organelle. Lineage: Eukaryota; Metazoa; Chordata; Actinopteri; Cichliformes; Cichlidae. The record is from RefSeq and is a predicted model, not a curated record. Gene Ontology annotation, cellular component: plasma membrane; late endosome membrane; lysosomal membrane.